AUGCUGAGCCGACUGAUGAGCAGCAGCAUCAGGAGUCUGGACAGGGAAUGCAACUGCACUGUGAGACUGCUGGACGACUCGGAGUACACCUGCACGAUUCAGCGGGAUGCCAAGGGACAGUAUCUGUUUGACCUCAUCUGCCACCACCUCAACCUGCUGGAGAAAGACUACUUUGGCAUUCGAUAUGUUGACCCAGACAAGCAGAGACACUGGUUGGAGUUUACAAAGUCAAUCGCCAAACAAAUGAAAUCCCAGCCUCCAUUCACCAUGUGUUUGCGUGUCAAGUUUUACCCACCAGACCCUGCUGCCCUGAGAGAGGAAAUCACCAGAUAUCUCGUCUUCCUGCAGGUUAAGAGGGAUCUUUACCACGGUCGCCUCCUGUGCAAGACGUCAGACGCGGCUCUGCUGGCUGCUUACAUAUUACAAGCUGAAAUCGGCGACUACGACCCCGGGAAACAUCCAGAGGGCUACAGCUCCAAGUUCCAGUUCUUCCCCAAACACUCAGAGAAGCUGGAGCGGCGGAUUGCUGAGAUCCACAAGACUGAGCUGAUAGGUCAGACUCCUGAGACGUCAGAGCUCAACUUUCUCCAGAAGGCUCAGAUGCUGGAGACGUACGGAGUGGACCCGCAUCCAUGCAAGGAUGUGUCUGGCAACCCAGCUUUUCUGGCUUUCACUCCUUUUGGAUUCACUGUGCUGCAAGGAAACAGGAGGGUCCACUUCCUCAAAUGGGAGGAGGUGACCAAACUCAAGUUUGAAGCAAAGACAUUCCAUAUAUAUGCAAAUCAGAAGGAGGAUAAGAAGAUCAUACUGACUUACUUUGCACCUACACCGGAGGCCUGUAAGCAUCUGUGGAAAUGUGGAGUUGAGAAUCAGGCAUUCUACAAGUUGGAGAAGUCGAGUCAAGUCCGCACUGUGUCCAGUAGUAAUCUCUUCUUCAAGGGUAGUCGCUUUAGAUACAGUGGAAAGGUUGCAAAAGAAGUCAUGGAACAAAGUGCCAAAAUUAAGAGGGACCCCCCUGAGAUUCACAGGGCUGGCAUGGUGCCAAGCAGGAGUUGUCCAUCCAUCACCCACGGCCCACGUCUGACCAGCGUCCCCAGAACCAGGCGGAGAGCCGUGCACAUCUCCAUCAUGGAAGGGUUGGAGUCUCUUCGAGACAGUGCCCACUCGACGCCUGUGCGCUCCGUCUCCCAUGGCGACUCCUUCAUGUCUUCUCGAGGCCAGAUGGUGGAUGGCAGCGAGGCGAGCACGUCAGCAGUCAUCUCCGACGAGGCCUACAGCCCCUCAGACAGCGUGCUGCCUACACCAGUGGCAGAACACGGGAUGGAACCUUUGGCCCGUCACCUCAACGGCGCUCCCUGCAGCAUCGACGAGGAGAAGGAUUCAGAGGCGGGGACGUCGAAGGAGGGGCAGGCGGCUGAGUUUGGGCCUGGCAGGAGAGCAUUGCGUAUGGUCCGGAGCCGGCCGUCACCACCCAGCGACGUAGAGGAGCUCAACAAGUUCAUCCUGAGCGUGUUGCGUCUGUUCCUGGUCACCAUCGGACUGCUGUUCGCCCUGCUGCUGCUCCUCAUCAUGCUGACAGAAUCAGACCUGGACAUUGCCUUCCUGAGAGACAUCCGCAAGACGCCCGAAUUCCAGCAGUUCCACUUUGAAUACUUCUGCCCUCUGCGGCGCUGGUUUGCCUGUAAGUUACGAUGGAUGGGAGGUUUCCUCGUCAGUAAGUGAGGCCAAGUGAAAAACUGAAGAAGAGACUAAAUGACUCAACACAGGCUUCCGCUGAUGGAAAUGGGACACGUACAACAAACAGGUCAGGAAAUGAGGAGGGAAAAGGAAAAAAAGAUGACAGCCCUGUUCCUAAUACGAGCUUCUCCCAGGAAGGAGGUUCUGUCACAAGCCACGGACCGUCCCCUGAAGAGCCUUGUUUAUUAUGUUUGACCAUCACUACGAGGAAAGGAAAUCACAUUUUACUUUAGAAAUUCAGGUCAUCUCAAGGUAUUUUAUUUUUACACAAAGUCACGGUGACAGGGUUUAAUUUAAACGCUGAACCAGGUCUGACAGACACUCACUUAUUCAACCACAGAUAAUAGUUGCCUUUAUUUUUGUAUUAAUUUAUAUGUUGUAACAUUACUGUAAGACGGAACGACCUGAAGUGUUGGGGUGCGCGUUGCAAGACCUGAAAGUUUGAGUAAAGUUUUGAGAGAAGAAAAGAUGGGGGCCAGUCUAGCUCGUCAAGUUGUACGUCGACGGCAACAACGUUCACGAUAAUUAGAAGUCGCCGUGGUCGCUGUUUUGAGAUGGACCAGUGUCAAGGGGGGGGGUUAGUUAGAGAAAGUGUGAAAUGGAAAAAUAAGCAGCACUUAUUGAAUGUAGAUGAGUUCUGAGUCUGGAAUGUUAUCGCUCGUUUUAUACAAUUCUUAGGCAGAUACAAAUACACUUUACACACCUUCCUGAAUUCUCCAGAUGUGCUACACAAACGCCACAUCUCGCGUACGGAAUUUAAACUAAAACUUAGCUGCAGUAGCUAUUUGAAACAGCUGUGAUGUGGGUGCUGCCCUGUCAGCAGGCUCGAAUGAAUAUUUUUGUAGUAAGUGUGACAUUGUUCGUGGUCAGACAUCUGUUAAGUGUGCUCACAUGGCCAUUUUUUUUUUUUUUUUUUUUUUGUCCAGACACUAGAGGACUAACAAAGUUUUACCGUCCGACGACUAUAAAUUAAGCCUUCGUAAGGAUAUAAGUAAGUAAUGGAGGUUAUAGGUUUCAUUUUUAAUUAAAUAGCAGCCAAAUAACGCUAAUAACUACAAUCAACUUCUGUGUGUGAGGAACAGUUGUCACUUUGCCGUAGUUACUUUUACAGUAGAUGUAAAGGUGAUGGGACUAUGUGAGCUAGCACUGUAGUAAUAGACAAGUGUUUGGUUAGAUCUUUGACUCCCAACAAUCUGUAGAAGGAGUUCAUCUUGAUGUGCAAUACUGUUAAUAUAAAAACAACCACAGACCUUUCCGUGAAGGGAAAUUUGACCUUGUUUUUCCUUUGUAAAGUGCAGCAUUAGUGUUAUUUUCCCCUCAGUAUAUAGUUAAGAGUUUGGUUUUAGUUCAAGAGCCCAUGUUGAGUGAAGGUCAUUUAACUUUAUUUAGCCCUGCUGUGUUCGAAUUUCUGCAUUUCUCUGUAAAGGCUAUUUAGAUCAUGUUUCCAUUUUUGUACAAACUGCUGUCUUGGUAACACAUUGAGAUUUCCUCACAGUGACUUUUAAUGUACUUGAAGCAUCUUUGUUUUUACAGUGAAUAUACGGAUUUCAGCCCUGCACUCACUUACAGGAGAGCCUAAGAUAAGUCAUGUUUACGUCCUACUGCAAUCUUCAUCAUCACGCCUACCAAAGAAACCUCUGUUGUCUCAUACGUCUGUCUGCGUCAACAGAUGGAAACUAACAGUCUGCUGUCCUUCUCCAGCCUUAUUAUGAUAUUUCACAGGUUAGCCUACAGUGUGUCUUUACAGCCCAGAGCAACAGAGUUAUUUCAAACCAUAAAGUCAGUUUUGACGGUUAAGUAUUUGUCCUCUCUUCAAGCCUAAAGGCGGUUGUUUAGGUUAUAUGUACAUGUAUGUGCUGUACGCAGCGAUUAUACAACACUAUAUCUAAACGAAUGGAUGUAUUAUUUAUGCAAAGGGAGGAAUGGUUUAGGAUGGUGAUUGGCUGAUGGAUUUAGGUUACGCAGGUGCCUAUAAAUAGUUUGAAAAGUUACUGUAUUCAUAUUCAAAUCUUUCCUACAAUAAAAGAAAUCCACAGGUUGGAAGUCAACGCAAAAUGCAUCACUUCGACAGUCCCUGUAGUGUUAAAUAUCCAGCUUUAAACGCCAGUUUUAUCUUUGCACAUGAUAAAAAUCAACACAAGUAUUACUAACCCUCAGUUUUGGUUUGUUUUUGUUUUAGUUUGAAGUUGGAUGAGUAACUGAAAUAUUGACUGAUAUAUUUAUAUUUAAUAAACAAAAGCACUCAUGUUUCGGGGUUGGCUUUCAGACUUGAUAAUUUACUUAUAUUUUUGCUUUAAUUCAGAUGGUGCUCAGGGGUUUUUGAUUGAUGUUUGGUUUGGUUGUGAUCAUGUUUGAUCAUGUAUGGGGGGAAAAAAAACGGCCAGUCAAGGCAGAGAUUUUGCUUUUUUUUUUUUUAGCUACUUUUCUGUUAAUGUGUAUGAAAAAAAAAAUUACAACAUAAUCUGAGCAAUAAACAUUACAGAUUAUGUAAUGAAUAUUAACCACCAUGAACUGCAAACUAAUGUCCGUCUGUGUCUCCUAGACGUACAAAUUGUCUUUUAAAUCCUCUCGGAAGGUAGAUCAGCCUGUAGAUGCAUGUGUGAGAGGAGCCGUGGCCACUGUUCCUGACUACCCACAAUGCUAGAUAAUGCUCUGUGGUACAAAGAAACUUCUCCAGAAUAUCUAUUGUCAGAAAAAGUUCCUGUAAUUCUUGUUUGCUUGACUGAUUUUAUAGAAACUGAUUAGAUGAAAGUUUUCUUGUCAAAGUCUGUGUAAAAGAACUGAACACCUCUGACAGUACACCCAAGUUUCAUGACAAUUGAAGUGGAACAGAUCUAUUUUUUUCGCCAAUUUAAAACAGCAGAAGUAGCAUUUUCAACUACCUGAACCUUUCUUUGUGCAAUGCAGUUCAAUACACUGAUGUUAUUUUUAAUUGCCUAAAUCUGUUUCAGAUGACUUGAACUGGCAAAGUGACAAAGAGAGGUGACAGUUCCACUGACAGGCAACUCUUGUUUUCAUUUAACUGAAUCAUGUAAACAGGAAUAAGGCCUCAGACAUGGUCUUACUGUAAGCUUCCUUCCUGUACCAUGGCCCUGCACAUGGAAAUGUCUCUGUAAGCAUGUGUUCUGCAUUUAUUACCUCCAAACAAGACUGCUUAAUUCCAAUCACUGACUGAAGACUGGUGUAAUCUAUUUACGAAUAAAUAUUAUCUAUUCUUGACAUGUGGCAGCUAGUCUGGCUACAAAUUCAAUUAUGGAUUCACAGAAGAAGCAAACAAGGGUAUUAAGCUUAAUAAAACAGUCAAAAGUGAAA
Molecule: messenger RNA, 5049 nt
Organism: Stegastes partitus (bicolor damselfish)
Lineage: Eukaryota; Metazoa; Chordata; Actinopteri; Pomacentridae
Product: FERM domain-containing protein 5-like
Exons: 14
Coding region: 1-1722 (573 amino acids)
Biological process (GO): actomyosin structure organization
Cellular component (GO): cytoskeleton
Molecular function (GO): cytoskeletal protein binding
Source: RefSeq, a predicted model, not a curated record